GCCUGUCAGCCCCCGUCCUGAGGGCGGCUUCCCUGCCUAGAAGAGGAAAAGGAGGCGGGAAACGGCGCGGAGUCGAAGCGAGGAUGGGCGACCAGGGGCUGGAGAUGGCCUCCGUGAUUCCUGCCCUCCGGGAACUGGCUAGUGCCACCCCAGAGGAAUACAAUACUGUUGUGCAGAAACCAAGACAAAUUCUCUGUCAGUUCAUUGAUCGAAUUCUAGUGGAUGUAGAUGUUGUUGCUCUAGAACUUGCUAAGAAAACUGACUCACAGCCAAGUUCUGUAAUGUUGCUUGAUUUUAUACUUCAUAUUAUGAAAUCAUCCCCGCUUGUAUUUGUAAAUGUGACUGGAACUCAUCAGCAAAAUGAAGCAGAAGCCAGCUGCAUUGAAUUCAGCAGUUGGAUCAUUGCAAGACUUCUGAGAGUUGCUGCCACUCCGAACUGCCACGUGUUACAUGAGAACAUUAGUAAUGUCAUUUUUUCUUUAUUAUGCCUUCUCAAAGUGAAAAACAGUGUCAUAUUUAACUUGUUGACAAGAGAAUUAUUGGAUAUCCUUCAGGAUCUGAUUUUGCUCCACGAAAGAAGUACAGAGAGGUGCCCUCAAGGAGAUGUACUUAGCUGGCCUGUGACUGUAAGCCGAUUUGUGUGCAACCCCAAUAUUAAUCUGGGCUGUCUAAGUUCUGUCCAUUUUCAGUUAAUGGGCAUGAGCAACGUGGAGUGCUUGGAGAUAACUUUGAUAAGAAUUCUCAUCGACCUAGUUCCUUAUAUUUUUUUUAAACGACAGGACGUUAUCCUUUGGGGAAUAGGGUGCUCCCUAUGGGACUAUGGCACUCCUAAAGUUAAAGCUUUGAGCAUGACCUUUUUAACAGAAUUGGUACAGCUAGGAGGACCUCCAGAAGAACUAGCCAGCAGCUUUUUCGCCAUUCUUUUUGGAACCUUGCAGUCCAUUCCUAAAAUGAGUGCUGAAAGGUUAGAACUCUAUGAGGAACCAUUGUUGGUACUCGUGAGGACUUUGUUUCCUUUUGAAAUGCAUUCCUGUGAGAAUAUUGAACCUAUUUAUCUCAGCAUAUUAUUGGAGAAACUGCAUGCGUUGUUUGAAGCCGGCGUGCUUAGGACUCUUCAGUCUGAAGUGAUGAAAAGAGUCUUAUGUCACAUGCUCCAGUAUUUCAUGUUUGUGCCAGCUGGAUUUGAAUCUGCUGUUCCAGUUAGAAAGACCUGCAUCGACAGCAUUUGCAGACAUAUUGUCUCAAUCAUUGGAACACAAGUAGAACAAGAGUAUCUUCAGAGUCCACUUUAUGCUUCCCUGAAGACAGAAGCAGCGGGUGUCAUUCAGGAGCUGCAGCGUAGUCAUAAUCCAGAGGCCUCUGAUACCGAUGGGGGAAGUAGCAGUAGUGAUGAAGUUCCUGAAAAAAGACUACGUCUGUCCUUGAAGCAACCCAAAAAGUCCUCUAUGCCAACACACCCCUGUCCUGUGAACAUGACAGUGAAGAGUGUGGUGUGGAAUUUGAUAAUCAAGAAAGCAGAAUCUCUGGUGUUACUUCUGGAACAAGACAUUCUGCCGCAGGAAGUUCUGCAAACCAUUGAAGGAAUUGCUUUGAUAUUUCAGCUGGCUGCUCUGUGCACAGUCCACUCCAUGCCAGAAUUCAGCAGCACAGAACAUCAGGUUGCUCACAGCCACAAACAAAACAACACUGUUUGUCCUUCAGAAUCAAGACAGCGUGUCCGGUUAAUCUGGAUUUCUUCAGAAUUGCUUAUGAGAGGAGUGAAAGUCUGUUGGAAGCUGUUAGAUCCUGCUGCAGGCAUAAUUGAACUGGAACCAGUAAUUCAAAGAGUAGUGAAAAUAACCGAUGCUCUACUUUAUAUGCAAGCAAACGUCCAGUUUAAUGAUGAGAUGAUCGAAAACAUAAUUGGAUUGCUCUCUCUGCCAUGGGUUUAUAGCCUUUCUGAUGACCCUUCGUUCAAGCUGCCUUCUCCUAAUUUGGAUCUUCUGGCUUUGAGCCAACAUUGUAGAGACCAUUUUUCUCCUGAGACUCAGUCAGAUUGUCUGUUUCUUCUUUCUUUAAUUCCAAAAAAACAUCGGAAGUGGAGAAAUCACAUUUAUCAGCAUUCCCUGCAAAGUCCCCAUGAAGUUAUCAGAGCAAACUGUGUUAGAGGAUUCCCUAUCCUGCUCCACCAUUCAGGGGUAAAAUCCUGCACCACUCUGCUGGCACCUCUCCUAGACAACAUCAAGGAUGAAUCCCUGCUAGUCCAGCAAGCUUAUGCCGGUAUCAUUGGAAACUUGGCUUGCUCUCUUUCUGGGAACUUGCAUUUAAAGCCUGAUGUGAUUCAACCUGACAUGCAGCCCAAAAGUAAUGGCAUCCUCUGUAACAGUCUUACUGUGACUUCUUCUGGUGAGGAAAUGUGUGCAGUGAAAGCUGAUGUGUUUAAGCCAUUUUUAUAUCUACUUGAAGUCAACAUAGCAAGUAAAGUGAAACUCGUUUUAAUAAAGAACAUUCCCCUGUUUUGCAAACACCUGGACUUCGAAAAAGGUGGGCUAAAUGUGAAAGCUGUUGUUGAGGCUUUCUUAAAGCUAAUGGAAGAUCCAGACAGAGAUGUCAGAGUGGCCUUUAGUGGCUGCAUCAAGUACAUAUUGGAAUCUUCAGGCUCUGAGGAAGGAUUCAUUAAAGAGCUCCUUGUUUCCAGAAUGAAAGAGGCCUAUACAAAUGCUAAAAUAUCACGAAAUAAUGAUCUGAAGGAUACACUGAUUCUCACAACAGGGGAUAUUGGGAGGGCAGCAAAAGGGGAUUUGGUACCCUUUGCACUUUUGCACUUGCUUCAUUGCUUACUGUCCAAGUCGGCUUCUGUGGCUGGAGCGGCUCAUACAGAAAUCAGGGGUCUGGCUGCUGCCAAGUCUUUGAAGCUGCAGGCCUUUUUCAGUCAAUACAAGAAACCCAUCUGUCAGUUUUUAGUGGAAUCCCUACACUCCAGUCAGUUGGCAAUGAUUUCUAACACGCCGUACCAAAGCAGUGAAAUGCAGAAACAAGAGAUUGCCCAACAGAGAGAGGCAGCUCUGGACAUGUUAUCUGAAAUUGCCAAUGUUUUUGAUUUUCCAGACCUCAAUCGUUUUCUCAGUAGGAUUCUCCAAGUUCUUUUGCCUGACCUUGCUGCCAAGGCUAGUCCUGCAGCUUCUGUGCUGAUCCGGACAAUAGCAAAACAGCUAAAUGUAAACCGCAGAGAGAUUCUCAUCAACAACUUCAAAUACAUCUUCUCUCAUUUAGUCUGCUUCUGUAGCAAAGAUGAGCUGGAGCGAGCACUUCACUAUCUCAAGAAUGAAACAGAGAUAGAAUUGGGAAGUUUGCUGAGACAAGACUAUCAAGGAUUGCAUAAUGAAUUAUUGCUGCGUUUGGGAGAACACUAUCAACAAGUUUUCAAUGGUUUAGCAAUUCUGGCUUCUUUUGCUUCUAAUGAUGACCCAUAUCAAGGACCCAAAGACAUCACAUCUUCUGAGCGAAUGGCUGAUUAUCUACAACCAAGAUUGCUAGGCAUUUUGGCCUUCUUCAAUAUGCAGUUACUGAGCUCCAGUGUUGGAAUUGAAGAUAAGAAAAUGGCCUUAAAUAGUUUGAUGGCUUUAAUGAAGCUUAUGGGUCCAAAACACAUAAGUGCCGUAAGAGUGAAGAUGAUGACAACACUCAGGACUGGACUGAGAUACAAGGAUGAUUUCCCAGAGCUGUGCUGCAAAUCUUGGGACUGCUUCGUCAGAUGCUUGGACCAGAUUCAUCUUGGCUCCCUUCUCAGUCAUGUGAUAGUGGCUCUAUUGCCCCUCAUACAUAUUCAGCCAAAAGAAACAGCAGCAGUUUUCCAUUUUCUUAUAGUUGAAAACAGAGAUGCAGUACAAGAUUUCCUUCAUGAAAUAUAUUUUCUACCAAAUCAUCCUGAACUGAAAGAAAUUCAAAUUGUUCUUCAGGAAUAUAGAAAGGAGACAUCCAAAAGCACUGAUUUGCAAACAACCCUUCAGCUUUCCAUGAAAGCUAUUCAACAUGAGAAUGUAGAUGUUCGAAUUCAUGCUCUCACCAGCCUCAAGGAAACUUUAUAUAAAAAUCAAGAGAAACUGAUAAAGUAUGCAACAGAUAGUGAAACAGUUGAGCCAGUUAUUUCUCAGCUGGUGACUGUCCUUCUGAUUGGCUGCCAGGAUGUGAAUUCUCAUGCACGGCUGCUGUGUGGGGAAUGUUUAGGUGAAUUGGGAGCCAUAGAUCCAGGCAGGUUGGAUUUCUCAACAAGUGACAGUCAAGGAAAAGGCCUGACAUUUGUGACUGGUGUAGAAGAUCCACAUUUUGCCCACGGAUUAUUCAUGGAGCUGACAAGAGCUUUCCUUGCAUAUGCUGAUAAUGUUCGGGCUCAAGAUUCUGCUUCAUACGCUAUUCAGGAGUUGCUAUGCAUCUAUGGUUGUAGGGAGACAACUACCGACUGCUCAGGCUCCAGCCUUUGGAAAAUGUUUCCUGAUCAUAUUCAAGAAAUAUUGGAACCUCAUUUAAAUACAAGAUACAAGAGUUAUCAGAAAGCUGUAAACUGGUCCAAGGUUAAAAAGCCUAUUUACUUGAGCAAAUUAGGCAAAAGAUUUGCAGAAUGGUCAGCAACCUGGGCUGGUUACCUUGCAACUAAGGUGCGACAUGAUCUUGCCAGUAAGGUUUUCAACUGUUGCAGUAUUAUGAUGAAGAACGACUUCAAGGUGACCAUCUAUCUCCUUCCCCAUAUCCUUGUUUAUGUCCUUUUGGGGUGCAGUCAAGAGGAUCAGCAAGAGGUUUAUGCAGAAAUCAUGGCUGUUCUUAAAAACGAUGAUACCAGUUCAAGACCAUGUGAGGAUAGCGCAUCAGAUCUCAGCCAUUUAAGCACACAGACCGUUUUCUCCAUGCUUGAUCACCUGACACAGUGGGCUAGAUAUAAAUUCCAAAAACUGAGUGCUGAUAAGGCUUCUAUCAAGCCGAGUAAGGACGUAACUGAACUACAAGCACCAAAUGAAGAAUAUAGAGAGUACCAAAGUGUAGUCCGCUUUCUUGACCUCAUACCUCAAGACACGUUGGCCGCAGCUUCCUUUCGCUCCAAAGCAUACACAAGAGCAGUGAUGCACUUUGAAUCAUUCAUCAUAGAAAAGAAACAAAAUAUUCAAGAACAUCUCGGAUUUCUACAGAAACUGUAUGCAGCGAUGCAUGAAGCAGAUGGAGUGGAAGGAGUGAGUGCAAUACGGAAAGCAGAGCCGUCACUCAAAGAACAGAUCCUUGAACAUGAAAGCAUUGGAUUGUUGAGAGAUGCCACAGCUUGCUAUGACAGGGCCAUUCAACUGGAGCCUGAGCAGAUAAUUCACUAUCAUGGUGUGGUGAAAUCUAUGCUGGGCCUUGGUCAGUUCUCUACUGUAAUCACUCAAGUGAAUGGAGUACUUGCUAAGCGACCCGAGUGGACUCCUGAAUUAAAUACCUACAGAGUGGAGGCGGCCUGGAAACUAACCCAGUGGGAUUCACUAGAAAACUACCUAGCUGCAGAUGAGAAGUCGAAUACUUGGAGCAUUCGACUUGGACAGUUGUUGCUCUCUGCUAAAAAGAAAGAAGCUCCCACUUUCUAUGAAACCUUGAAAAUUGUCCGAGGAGAGCAGAUAGUUCCACUUUCUGCAGCAAGUUUUGAAAGGGGUUCAUAUCAGCGAGGAUAUGAAUACAUUACAAGGUUACACAUGCUGUGUGAGUUAGAGCAUCGUAUUGGACCAUUGCUUCAGCAACCUGAUAAUGAGGGCGGAAAAGAUUCAUUGAAUUGGCACGCACGUAUAGAAAUGACCCAAAAUGCAUACAGAGUUAAAGAGCCCAUCCUGGCACUUAGACGGGCUUUACUCAGCCUCAAUAAAAGUGAGGAUUACAGUGAGAGGAUGGGAGAGUGCUGGCUCCAAAGUGCCCGAGUUGCCCGUAAAGCCGGCCAUCACCAAACGGCAUACAAUGCUCUCCUUAAUGCUGGGGAAUCAAAGCUGUCUGAACUCUAUGUAGAAAGAGCAAAGUGGCUGUGGUCCAAGGGUGAGGCUCAUCAAGGUCUUAUCAUCCUUCAAAAGGGGGUUGACCUAUGUUUUCCAGAUGGCCAGGUACCAUCUGGCAGUAAAAGUAAACUAAUUCAUGGACAAGCCCUGCUGCUGGUGGGAAGAUUUAUGGAAGAAACAGCCAACUUUGAAAGUAAUGCAGUUAUGAAAAAAUACAAGGAUGUCACCGUGUGCUUGCCAGAAUGGGAAAAUGGACACUUCUACCUUGCUAAAUACUAUGAUAAACUGAUGCCCACAGUGACAGAAAACAAGAUGGAAAAACAGGGAGAUUUGAUUAAAUAUAUCGUUAUUCACUUUGGAAGGUCUUUACAUUUUGGAAACCAGUUCAUCUAUCAGUCAAUGCCAAGAAUGUUAUCAUUGUGGCUUGACUUUGGAGCAAAAGCAUAUGAAUGCGAGAAAGCUGGUCGUCAAGAUCGUACUCAAAUGAGAAAUGACUUGGCUAAAAUCAACAAGGCGAUUGCAGAGCAUACGCAGCUCUUAGCACCGUAUCAGUUUUUAACAGCUUUCUCUCAACUGAUCUCCCGAAUUUGCCACUCGCACGAUGAAGUCUUUGUGGUCCUUAUGGCAAUAAUUGCUAAGGUUUUCGUAGCAUACCCUCAACAAGCUAUGUGGAUGAUGACUGCUGUUUCUAAGUCAUCUUAUCCAAUGCGUGUAAACAGAUGCAAGGAAAUCUUCAACAAAGCUAUUCAUAUGAAGGCAUCUUUGGGGAAGUUCAUUGGAGAUGCAGCUCGCUUAACAGAUAAACUCCUAGAGCUAUGUAACAAACCGGUUGACGGUAACACUACCACCUUAAGCAUGGGAGUUCAUUUCAAAAGUCUCAAAAGGCUGGUAGAAGACCAGAUGUUUAGUGAAAUCCUUAUUCCUUUGCAAUCUGUAAUGAUACCAACUCUCCCUUCGGUUCCUGGAACACAUUCCAAUCAUGAUCCGUUUCCUGGAUGCUGGGCUUAUAUUGCUGGCUUUGGUGAUACAGUUGAAAUCCUUCCAUCACUUCAGAAACCAAAGAAGAUUACUUUAAAAGGCUCAGAUGGGAAAUCCUAUAUCAUGAUGUGUAAGCCCAAAGAUGACCUGAGAAAGGACUGUCGAUUGAUGGAAUUCAAUUCCCUGAUCAAUAAGUGUCUAAGAAAGGAUGCAGAGUCACGGAGACGAGAACUCCACAUCCGGACGUAUGCUGUUAUUCCUUUGAAUGAAGAAUGUGGAAUCAUUGAAUGGGUGAACAACACCUCGGGCUUAAGAAACAUCCUGAUCAAGUUAUACAAGGAGAAAGGUAUCUAUAUGACUGGAAAAGAACUGCGUCAGUGUAUGCUUCCAAAGACAACACCUUUGUCUGAAAAGCUGAAAGUUUACAAAGAGACUCUACUUCCCCGUCACCCUCCAAUCUUUCACGAAUGGUUUCUGAGAAAAUUCCCUGAUCCCACUUCAUGGUACAGCAGCAGAUCAGCGUAUUGCCGUUCCACUGCUGUGAUGUCAAUGGUUGGGUACAUUCUGGGCCUUGGAGACCGUCAUGGGGAAAAUAUUUUGUUUGAUUCUUUAACCGGUGACUGUGUGCAUGUGGAUUUCAACUGUCUGUUCAAUAAGGGAGAAACUUUUGAUUUUCCAGAGGUUGUCCCGUUUCGCCUGACUCAUAACAUGGUCAAUGGGAUGGGUCCAAUGGGAACUGAAGGUCUUUUCCGAAGGGCUUGUGAAGUUACAUUAAGACUCAUGCGUGACCAGAGAGAACCACUAAUGAGUGUUUUGAAAACUUUUCUCCAUGAUCCUUUGGUGGAGUGGAGUAAACCAGCAAGAGGCAGUUCAAAAUCCCUAGUGAAUGAAACCGGAGAAAUUGUCAAUGAAAAGGCCAAGACCCAUGUCCAGGAUAUUGAUCAGCGACUACAAGGUGUAAUUAAAAACAGGAAUAGAGUAAAAGGCCUGCCUUUGUCUAUUGAAGGACAUGUUCACCAUCUUAUCCAAGAUGCAACUGAUGAGACCUUGCUGUGCCAGAUGUACCUUGGAUGGGCUCCAUAUAUGUGAAAUGCUGCCAUUUGCAAAUUAGUUGCGGCAACUGCCAUUUUUAAGAGAUAGAAAGAGCCGUUUCUACUUCAUAAGUUUCUGCCAUUGCAAGACUUUCAUUACGUGCAUGGCAUUGUUUAUACUGUAUACUUGUAUGUUAAUAUUUUCUAUUUGUAUAUUCGAAAACUCAUUUAUAUAUUUGAAACACUGUUUUCUGUUUUGUACCUAAAUAUCACCUUGUAUUAAAUACAAUAUGCACAAUGAUA
Molecule: messenger RNA, 8296 nt
Organism: Anolis sagrei ordinatus
Lineage: Eukaryota; Metazoa; Chordata; Lepidosauria; Squamata; Anolidae
Gene: ATR
Product: ATR serine/threonine kinase
Biological process (GO): DNA damage checkpoint signaling; protein phosphorylation; telomere maintenance
Cellular component (GO): nucleus
Molecular function (GO): protein binding; protein serine/threonine kinase activity
Source: RefSeq, a predicted model, not a curated record